GUCGUUCGGGGCGGCCGAUUCCACGGCGACCCGGCUCCGUCGAGGCCUCGUCGCCAAGGCCCGGGAGGAGAAGGGAGCCGGGAGCGUGGCCUUCCAAACGUUCGCAGGCCAAGGCAGGGAAGGAAUCCCAGGCAGGAAAACCCACUUCGGCCUUCGCUCCUGGUGUUUUGGACUCUUCCCCAACCCGUAGGCAGGCUGCUAGGCAUUGUGGGAGUUGGAGUCCCAAACAUACUAUACUAUAUACACAUAUAAUACACAUACACAUAUAAUGAUGAUAAUCCGAUGCAAUACAAUUUAAUAAUUACAUUAAAUUACAUUAAUGCAAUUUCGUAUAGUACAAUAUAAUCUGUUUAUAUUGUGCUGUACUAAUAUAAUGUACAUACAUAAUAUAAUAUUCUGAUGUAAUACAAUUUAAUAGUAAUAAUACACUAUUAUAAUUGUAUAUAUUAGAUGUAAUGUUACUAUAACAUUGCAAUAUAGUCCUAUAGUACAAUAUAAUAUUCAAUGCUUAUAUUGUGCUGUAUUGAUAUAAUAUAUUGUAUAUACAUAUAAUAUUGAUAAUAUUCUGAUGUUACAAUGUAAUAAUACACUUAUAAUUGUAUAUAUUGCAUGUAAUGUUACUAAUAUUGCAAUAUAGUCAUAGAGUACAAUAUAAUAAUAUAUAAUGCUUAUAUUGUGCUGUACUAAUAUUAUAAUAUACAUAUAAUAUUGAUAAUAUUCCGAUGUAUUACAAUAUAAUAAUACUAUUAUAAUGAUAUAUUUAUAUUACAUGUAAUGUUACUAAUAAUAUUGCAAUAUAGUCCUAUAGUACAAUAUAAUAAUAUAUAAUGCUUGUAUUGUGCUGUACUAAUAAUAUAAUAUAUUGUAUGUACAGUAGAGUCUCACUUAUCCAACAUAAACGGGCCGGCAGAACGUUGGAUAAUCGAAUAUGUUGGAAAGAUUAAGGAAAAGCCUAUUAAACAUCAAAAUAGGUUAUGAUUUUACAAAUUAAGCACCAAGACAUGUUAUAGGUGGGAAGGCACCAUCUGAUCCCUCCUGAGAGAUGGCCAUUCAUCCUCACUGUUAGUUCUAUGGCGAAGUAAGGCUUUAGAGGCAUAGAAUCUUACAUUUGGAAGGGAUCCUGGAGGCCAUCUAGUCCAACCCCAGUCUGCCAAGCUGGAAGGACACCAUCAAAGCCCUCCCGACAGGUGAACAUCAAGCCUGUCAUAGAAUUUUAGAGUUUGAAGGGGCCCCGAAGCCCAUCGAGUCCAACCCCAGUCUGCCUGACUGGAAGGAUACUAUUAAAGCCCUCCUGACAGAAGGCCAUCCAAAAAGCACUCUCUCCUGACGUUUCGCCCACAUUACUGACAGGCAUCCUCAGAGGUCGUGAGGUCUGUUGGAAACCAGGCAAGAGGGGUUUAUUAUCUAUCUGUGGGAUGAUGUCCAGGGUGGGAGGAAGAAAGAACUCGUGCAUGUUGGAGGCAAGCGUGAAGCAUUCUCUCCUCAUGUUUCGCCCACAACCAUGGAAGACCGCCUCGGAGGUCCAAUAGUAUUACGGUAGAGUCUCACUUAUCAAACAUAAAUGGCUGGCAGAAUGUUGGAUAAGCGAAUAUGUUGGAUAAUAAGGAGGGAUUGAGGAAAAGCCUAUUAAACAUCAAAUUACAUUAUGAUUUUACAAAUUAAGCACCAAAUCAUCACAUUAUACAACAAAUUUGACAGAAAAAUUACUUCAAUAUGCAGUAAUACUAUGUAGUAAUGACUGUAUUUACGAAUUUAGCACCAAAACAUCACAAUGUAUUGAAAACAUUAACUACUAAAAGGUCGAGUGCGUUGGAUAAUCCAGAAUGUUGGAUAAGCAAAUGUUGGAAAAGUGAGACUCUACUGUAUUCUGCGCCCAGGCUGGUCCAUCCAAUGCUCCGCUAUGUUCCUUUUCUGCAUUGCAGGGGCGCUCUUUACUUUUCAUACCUCUAUGUUGCUUUUCUGCAUUGCAGGGGCGCUCUUUACUUUUCAUACCUCUAGGUUGUCUUUCUGCCUUGCAGGGGCGCUCUUUACUUUUCAUACCUCUAUGUUCCAUUUCUGCAUUGCAGGGGCGCUCUUUACUUUUCAUACUUCUAUGUUCCACUCCUGCAUUGCAGGGGCGCUCUUUGCUUUUCAUACUUCUAUGUUCCAUUUCUGCAUUGCAGCGGCUCUCUUUGCUUUUCAUACUUCUAUGUUCCAUUUCUGCAUUGCAGGGGCUCUCUUUCCUUUUCAUACCGCUAGGUUCCAUUUCAUCAAAGCAGGGGCGCUCCUUGCUUUUCAUACCUCUAUGUUCCAUUUCUUCAAAGCAGGGGCGCUCUUUACUUUUCAUAUCUCUAUGUUGCUUUUCUGCAUUGCAGAGGUGCUCUACACUUUUCAUACUUCUAUGUUCCAUUUCUGCAUUACAGGGGUGCUCUUUGCUUUUCAUACCUCUAUGUUGCUUUUCUGCAUUGCAGGGGCUCUCUUUCCUUUUCAUACCUCUAGGUUCCAUUUCUGCAUUGCAGUGGCGCUCUUUACUUUUCAUAUCUCUAUGUUGCUUUUCUGCAUUACAGAGGUGCUCUUUGCUUUUCAUACUUCUAUGUUCCAUUUCUGCAUUACAGGGGCGCUCUUUGCUUUUCAUACCUCUAUGUUGCUUUUCUGCAUUGCAGGGGCUCUCUUUCCUUUUCAUACCUCUAUGUUCAAUUUCUGCAUUGCAGGGGCGCUCUUUGCUUUUCAUACUUCUAUGUUCCAUUUCUGCAUUGCAGGGGCUCUCUUUGCUUUUCAUACUUCUAUGUUCCAUUUCUGCAUUGCAGGGGCUCUCUUUCCUUUUCAUACCUCUAGGUUCCAUUUCUGCAUUGCAGGGGCGCUCCUUGCUUUUCAUACCUCUAUGUUCCUUUUCCGCAUUGCGGGGGCGCUCUUUGCUUUUCGUACCUCUAUGUUCCAUUUCCGCAUUGCAGGAGCGCUCUUUACUUUUCAUACCUCUAGGUUCCUUUUCUGCAUUGCGGGGCACUCUUUGCUUUUCAUACUUCUAUGUUCCAUUUCCGCAUUGCGGGGGCGCUCUUUUCAUUUCAUACCUCUAUGUUCCUCCUAUCCCGCCUUUUCCCCCCUCCGCCUCCGCUCUCUUCUCCCAUUGGUUGUUGCUUGGGAGGUCCCGCCCCUUUCCCCUUCCUUCGCUCCCUCAUUGGUCGAAGCGCGUCCUGGCAGAUAUGUAGUGCGGGGGCGUUUCCCAUCGUAGCCGCAAUAAUACAAAAUAAAUAAUUAUAUAAUAUCAGAGAUAUAUAGUCUUCGAGCUUAUUAAUAAUCGUUUCGUAUUAUUAUGUUUUUUUGAAUAUGAGGUCCAUGGAUGUGUCAGGGUUGGCGACGGAAGGGACGGGUUGCGUGAUGGACCUGCCGGGACUUGGGGGCGGGGCAAGGGGCGUGGCCUGGCGCGUGAGAGCCGGGGAAGGGAACAGCCAAGAUGGCGGCCGGGCAAGGAUGGUAAUCGCAAAACAAUGGAAAAGUGAGAAAGCCCCAUCGAAAGAUGCCUGGCUGACCAAAUUGACUGAAAUAAAGGAUAUGGACAAACUUACCUUCUUAAUGAGAAAGAGCAACGGAAGAGCUAUAAGAGCCACGGACUGGUCAAACUUUGAAGACUACCUUGUUACUUCAGAGAAUGGAACCAGCAAGGAAUUUCUUUAUCGAACCUUUACCUCAGAAAAGCCUUGUGAAAUAGAAAGAAGAAAAUGCCAAUUUUAUUUAUUAAGAGAUUGUCACCUCAGACUUUACCUCAGAAAUGGCCAAGCCUUGUGAAACGGAAGGGAGAAACAAAGGCAAAACUUUUGAAAAUUAGCACAGCUUUUUCUGAAGGGACCAGGAAUUUCUUUAUCGAACCUUUACCUCAGAAAAGCCUUGUGAAAUAGAAAGAAGAAAAUGCCAAUUUUAUUUAUUAAGAGAUUGUCACCUCAGACUUUACCUCAGAAAUGGCCAAGCCUUGUGAAACGGAAGGGAGAAACAAAGGCAAAACUUUUGAAAAUUAGCACAGCUUUUUUUGAAGGGACCAGCGCUGAAUUCAAGUCAAAGGGAAGAAAGGGAAGAAACAAAAGGUCGAAGAGACAGAAGACAGAAGAUGCUUGAAGACACUCUCGCAAGGACACCGCCCGCCCCCCAAAAAAGGUCAUUGUCAGGGUAAUGGGUGUAAGGCUAGGCAUUUAAUGUCUAUCUUUGCAAUAAAAAACAGGCUACCUGUGUGCUAGGCUUUUGCAUGAAUAACACGGUUCCCCUCGUGUGUGGCAUCGAAGUUUCCCACUCGGGAACGGACGGGUCCUCCCUUUGUUCUAGGCAGAUGAUGGGGGUUUUCCUAUACAAGCCGUAGGGGCCACAGCUUGGGGGGCAGCGGGGGGCCCGGCCCUGGCACCGCGGGGAGCAGCACACGUUACGGGCAUUUUAAAAGCUCCCUUAAACUUAGACAGUGGCUAGAAAUAAAAAUAUUAAUACCUUAACUCACCUACUAACCCUACUAACACCAUUCUAACUAGGGCAGCCUGGCCUUUUAAAUAGGACUGUGUUUUGCCUGCUGGCAAGAACCAAGCUGGGAGGGAAGGGGGCCUCCUGGCCCCCCAUAGAAGGGCUCCCCUAGAAGGACAUUCAAAAUGCCCGCAAGGUGUCCUGAGAGCAGCCCCUGGGGCCCUCAGUGUGCCCCCCACGGUGCCAGGGCUGGGCCCCCCGCUCUCCCCCAACCCAUGGCCCCUGCCGCCUGUAUAUCGUCCGUCCAGGGCCAACGGACGCCCCCUCCCUCCCCGGGCGGAGCUUCGGCGCCACACACAAGGGGAGGCCAGCCGUGGCCGCCAGAACAUGGCCAACCUGGUUUUUGACUGCAAACAUAGGCAUGUAGGGACCCCCUUUUAUUUAUGUAAGGCCACCCACCCAGGGGACCUCUGUUCCUAAUUAAAGCCUGGUUAAAGGGGAUCCUCUAUUCUUAAAGUAAGGCCUAUAGAGAUCUCCUAUCCAGAAACUAAGGCGGCUUGGCCUAUAGAGAUCCCCUUUUGUUAAACUAAGGUGGCCUGGCCUAUAGAGAUCUCUUGUUGUUAAACUAAGGUGGCCUGGCCUAUAGGGAUCUCCUUUUGUUAAACUAAGGUGGCCUGGCCUAUAGAGAUCUCUUGUUGUUAAACUAAGGUGGCCUGGCCUAUAGGGAUCUCCUUUUGUUAAACUAAGGUGGCCUGGCCUAUAGAGAUCUCUUGUUGUUAAACUAAGGUGGCCUGGCCUAUAGGGAUCUCUUGUUGUUAAACUAAGGUGGCCUGGCCUAUAGAGAUCUCCUUUUGUUAAACUAAGGUGGCCUGGCCUAUAGGGAUCUCUUGUAGUUAAACUAAGGUGGCCUGGCCUAUAGGGAUCUCCUUUUGUUAAACUAAGCUGCCCUGGCCUAUAGAGAUCUCCUAUUCUUUAAGGUAACGCCAGGCGAUGUGGAGAUCCCUGGUUCUUUUAACCCUUAAGGCCAACCGUGGGGAGAUCCCUGGUUCUUUUAACCCUUAAGGCCAACCGUAGGGAGAUCCCUGGUUCUUUUAACCCUUAAGGCCAACCGUGGGGAGAUCCCUGGUUCUUUUAACCCUUAAGGCCUGCCUGGGGAGAUAUCAUAUUCUUUCUUCAUGAAAAGUCAGGUAUAGACCUUCUCUUUUCUCUCCCGUUUCAUGUGCCUGGACUCCCGGAGGGCUCCUGCCGGACACCGUCUCCCAUCGGCCGAGAGGGAUCCUUCCUGUUUGGAAAGCAUCUGCUACACAGGUAAAAAGAAGAUUCCGGGAAGGAGAUUCCUACAGCGGAGCCCUAAAGCCAGGUGAGACGUUCCUUCCAACCUCCACGGCUGCUUUGCACACACACACAUGACACACACACGCAUAUACAGCUGGGGGCCCUCAGGGACUCUCCCCCCAAUAGAUCGGGGACUCCCACUCCGGCAAUUGGCCAUUGUAAAUGCCUUGAAGCAGUUUGGGGCUUCCGGCCAAGCGCUCGCAAAGAGAACCCAUUCAAGGUAUACGUGGAGCCCCUUUUAUUUAUUAUUUAUUUACAGCAUUUCUAUUCCGCCCUUCUUUCUCACCCCAAAGGGGACUCAGGGCGGAUCACAUUACACAUAUAGGCAAACAUUCAGUGCCUUUUAACAUAGAACAAAGACAAACAAACAUAAGCUCCGAGCGGGUCUCGAACUCAUGACCUCCUGGUCAGAGUGAUUCCUUGCAGUUAUAAUUGCAGCUGGCUUGCUCUCCCGCCUGCGCCACAGCCCGGGCCAACCUUGAUAAAAAGGGCCUGGCACGUGGAAAACUCUAUUUGUAAGGCAAACCCUCGUUAAAGGAGGUUUGCAAUUAAUUUAAAACCAGGCUUCUGAGGGACCCGCUGCGUUUAAAGCCAAACCUAGCAGGUGGGAACCUCUCUUGUUGGAUAAAGGAGAUCCCCUCUGGUUAACGUAAGGGGAGGGACCCUCCAUUUUUAAUAGGAUGCCUGGCAGAAUCUUAACCUCAGUGCAGGCCUAUGGGGUCCAGCCUUAUUCUCAAUGACUGCAUAGCCAGGCAUGAAGGGACCCCAUAUUAUUAAUUUGAAGCCUGGUAAAAAGAGAUUUAUGUAUUUAUUUAUUUACUACAUUUAUACCCCGCCCUCUUUUCCCUUAAAGGGGACUCAGAGCGGCUUACAAGUUAUAUUUACAUACACUAUCUCAUUAGCAUAGCACAAUAUUAGCAUUAUAUAUUACUACAUUGCACUAUACCACUAUAUAGAAAUAUUGUUAGCAAUAUUACAUUUAAAAUAUAAUAUGUAAUUAAUAUUAUUGUAUCAUUGUUAGUAUUAUAUUGCUUUAUUUAUUUAUUUAUUUAUUUAUUAGAUUUAUAUGCUGCCCUUCUCACCCCGAAGGGGACUCAGAACGGCUUAAAAAUUAAAUUUACAUACAAUAUUAUAUUAUUAGCAUAGUACAAUACUGGCAAUAAAUUACUAUAUUGUACUAUAUCAAUAUAUGGUAGUAUUAUUAGUAAUAUUACAUGCAAAAUAUAAUAUAUAAUUAAUAUUAUAUUGUAUUAUUAGUAUAUCGUAUUACAAUAUAAUAUUAUGAAUAUAUGUAUAUACAAUAUGUUGUAAUUAUUAUAUAUUAAAUUAUAUAUAUAUAUAUAUACACACACACACACACACACACACACACACACAGUAGAGUCUCAUUUAUCCAACAUAAACGGGCCAGCAGAAUGUUGGAUAAGCGAAUAUGUUGGAUAAUAAGGAGGGAUUAAGGAAAAGCCUAUUAAACAUCAAAUUCGUUUAUGAUUUUACAAAUUAAGCACCAAAUCAUCAUGUUAUACAACAAAUUUGACAGAAAAAGUAGUUCAAUAUGCAGUAAUGCUAUGUAGUAAUUACUGUAUUUAUGAAUUUAGUACCAAAAUAUCAUGAUGUCUUGAAAACAUUGUCUACAAAAAUGCGUUGGAUAAUCCAGAAUGUUGGAUAAGCGAGUGUUGGAUAAGUGAGACUCUACUGUAUAUAAAAAUUAGAAUAGCAUGUUAUUAGGGGAGGAGCAUCUUAAUUAUUAGAUGUCAGUAUUAGUCAUUACAUGUUAAUAUUAGUUAUUCAUAUUAGUAUCAAUAUUACAUUAAUAUACAAUAGAGCAGGGGUCCCCAAACUAAGGCCCGUGUGCGGGAUGCGGCCCAUUGAAGCCAUUUAUCCGGCCCCCACAGCACAACCCUUAUUAUUAUUAUUAUUAUUAUUAUUAUUAUUAUUAUUAUUAUUAGCAUUGAGGCUGGGUGGCCAUCUGUCAGGGGUGCUUUGCUUGUGCUUUCGGUGCACAAAGGCAGAAAGGGAUUGGACUCAAUGGCCAACCCUUCCAACCCUCAUAAUUAUUAUUAUUAUUAUUAUUAUUAUUAUUAAUUAUUAUUAUUGCUUGGUGGCCAACUAUAGUCUGGCCCUGCAAUGGUCUGAAGGAUCGUGAACUGGCUCCCCUGGGGACCCCUGCAAUAGAGUAUAUUAUUAUCCUAGCACAAUGUUAUUAUGUUAUAUAGUAGUAUGUAUGUUAAUAUUAUUUAUUCAUAUUAGUAUCAAUAUGACAUUAAUAUACGAUAGAGUAUAUUAUUAUCCUAGCACAAUAUUAAUAUGUUAUAUAGUAGUAUGUUGUUGCUAGGGGGAGGGGCCCCCCACUGAUGGAGAGGGCCCCCCCACUGAGAUCCCCUGUCAUUAAUGUUAGACCAGGCAUUUAACGCCUACCUUUGCACUAAAGAGCAGGCUCCUAGGCCUUUGCAUUCAAGAGCAGUGCGCUAGGCCUUUGCGCAAGGAACACCACCCACGGCUCCCCUUGUGCGUGGCGUUGAGGCCCCACUCGGUGACGGACGGGUCCUCCCUUUGCCCUGGGCAGGUCGUGGGGGGGGGGUCUCCCUGGAUGUGCAGGGGGUCACGGCUGGGGGGAGAGCGGGGGCCCGGCCUUGGCACCCCCCUGGGGACCCGAGGGGCCGCUCUCAGCCCACGUCACGGGCAUUUUAAAACGUCCCCGGGAUGUAGUAGCUCAGAUUAAUCCCUGCACUAACCGCUAACCCUACUAACCCAGUUCUAACGAGGGCAGGCUAGGCUUUUAAAUAGGACUGUUUUUGCCUGUUGGCAAGAACCAAGUGGGAGGGGGCCUCCGGGCCUCCCGUGGGAAGAAGGGCUCCGCCCCCCCGGCCCCUGCCCUGUGCUGGGAGCCCCCCGCCCGGGCCCCCAGAGGCCUCCCUGUGGUACCGGGCUUGGCCCCCGCUCUGCCCCCAUCCGACGGCAUAGGAAAGCCCCCCACCAUCUGCCCAGGGCCAACGGACGGCCCUCCCUCCCAGGGGCAGCCGCGUUCCUCACGCAAAGGUCUGGCGCACGGGAGCCUGUUUCUGAAUGCAAACGUGGGGCCCAGGACCCCCCCCCCCCUUGUCUCCGUGCAGGGCCACCCCCCCAGGGACCCCCACAAAUGCCUGGUGACAGGGGAUCCUCUCCUCUUAGCAGGAGGAAAAGCCACGUGCGUAAAGCGGUGGCUUUGCUCCCGUCGUUCCCAAGAGCCCCCCAAAAGCGAGAUGCUCCCCUUGGUUCAGCCCUCCUGACCCCUCUUUUCUCCCUUGUUCCAUGUCUCCAAAAUCCCCGAGGGAGGGGCUCCUCCUGGACAAGAGCCAAGGACGGACGGACGGAUGGACGGAGAUCCCAGAGAGAGAGCGGAGAGCAGGACGCCUUGCCUUUUCGGAGCUGCUGAGGUCGACCCCUUUCCAAUGAUGUCAGCUUUCAAGAAUAAAACUCUUCCCAAAAAAGUGUGUUCUGGUUAUUAUUCAAAGGCACAACGUUAAAUAUUUGACAGCAUUAAACAUCUAGAUUACAGGACAGUUUAUGUUACUGCAUUUUAUACACCUGACCUUGUUUUUACAAAUAAAGUACCUGUAUAAUUUUUGCCUCUAUAUAUAUAUUGUACUAUGCUCAGACUCAUUGUUCUGAUAUGCUGUUAUAUGGUUUAAUUGUUUAUAUUGUUUAUAUUUUUAAUGUAUGACUGUUUAUUACAUGUGACAUUGGGCUUGUUUCCCAUGUGAGCCACCCCGAGUCCUCCUGGGGGAGAUGGGAGCGGGAAUAUAAAAAUAAAGUAUUUAUUAUUAUUAUUAUUAUUAUUAUUUAUAAUAUUUAUUAUAUAUAAUUUUCUUGCACCCCAAGUACCUCUGGCAAGUGCCAAAGAGUAUUUAACUCUGCCUACAUGGCACUAAAGUGUAUUUAUAUGUUGAUUGUUCCUAUUGAUUUUAUGUUAUGUUUUUUUUUUGCUUUGUAUAAUAAGGCAUUGAAUUUUUGCCUUAAUAAUAAUAAUUUUAUGAAUGUUUUAAUGUCACUGAAUUUUAAAUUGAAUUGAAAUGUCAUUGUAAUUGUUUAUAUGUGUAUUUUCUAUUUGUAAGCCACCCUGAGUCUCCCCUUAUUGGGUGAGAAGGUUUGGGAAGAAAUACUGUCAUAAAUAAAUAAAUAUUCUGUGUCCA
This is a messenger RNA of Anolis carolinensis (green anole), 9923 nucleotides long. RefSeq lists its product as uncharacterized. The coding region runs from base 1901 to 3208 and encodes 435 amino acids. The record is from RefSeq and is a predicted model, not a curated record. NCBI's taxonomy places the organism in Eukaryota, Metazoa, Chordata, Lepidosauria, Squamata, Anolidae. The transcript has 5 exons.